Messenger RNA from Colletotrichum graminicola M1.001, 765 nucleotides. Its product is annotated as MYND finger. The transcript has a single exon. The record is from RefSeq and is a predicted model, not a curated record. Bases 1 to 765 code for a protein of 254 amino acids. NCBI's taxonomy places the organism in Eukaryota, Fungi, Ascomycota, Sordariomycetes, Glomerellales, Glomerellaceae.
AUGGCCGAUACCAACACUAUGUCGACCUGUAAGAAGUGCCAGAAGGAGGUUUCGGAGGCGGACUGGACAGAGUGCGACCGCUGCGACGUCAAGUACUGCUCCAAGAGCUGCCUGAAUCUCCACUGGAAGAACCACAAGAAGGCAUGCGCCAAGAACCGGAACGACCGACCAGUGCCACAGGCCACCCCCCGAGGCAGUGGCAGCGGCGGAACCGCGUGGUCGCCGAGCGAGCCUACGCCCAGCCGCGGCCUCAACCAACCCAUUCUCGGCGCCUUCACCAAGCUCGGCCAAGGCACCUUCUUACACGACCGCCCCGAAGUCGACGUCUACCGCGUCCUCAUUGACACCUACCGCCUGCGCAUGGAGGACAGCUUCAACAUGGACCAUGCCGCAAUCCCCAAGUCCCUGUACUGCAACGGAGUGACGGAUGCCACCGAGGGCUUUCGGGAGUUCUUGGCCCGCGUUGGCCGUGUGCGAUCACUGCUGCCGGCGUGGUGGGAUGGCGAGAAGCAAACGGAGUGCGAGACGCUCGGCCACAAGGCCGAACACAAGUGGUAUAGCCUCAAGAACAAGGUCAGCAAGGGCGACCUAAUCCAGCACUACAGGGACGACUACUUCCCUAUGCAACUUCGGAUGCUGGGCGAGACCAUCUAUGGCAUUGGCCCUGGCGGUAGCAAUGGAUCCAAGAUGAGGCAGAUGCUGGCUGACAGGGAAGCCGGAACUUCGCAAUUCAGCCACUUCACCCACUUGGAUAUCUCGAGAUAG